GGUGUCCGGUUGAUAUCGGUGUCGGGUGGUGGGUUGCGAGCAGACGCUUCCCCUCGCAUCGCACUCCAUCAUGGCCAAACGCAAGUCACCGCCCGUAACAUUCGCCCAGAUCGCCAAGAAGAGCUCACUCGGCAAUGCUCAAGAGAACAUCACAUCAGCGCACCCCAGACCACCUGGCCCACAGCCACAGAGGAGCUUCAUCGUGGCCUUGGUCAAUGCUGCGAAUACUGGAUGUGUCUCUUCCAUGGCAAAAUUAGCGUACCACUACGCAAAGGGAGAUGGCGUCGAAAAGAACGACGUCAUCGCAUCCAAGUGGUUCAUCCACGCUUCCAAGCAUGGUCAUCUACCCUCGCAGUAUGCACUGGGAGUACGCUACCAGAAUGGCAUUGGUCUCCCAAUCGACCAUGUGAGAGCCGCCAGGCUACUGACUGGGUGUCUGGAGAAGCUGCCGAAUGGAUCAACCGCACCGAUCGAGCAAUAUCUCACCAACGAUAUCCUCGACCAGCAAGAUCUUGUGCUGGCUGCGAAAGCGUACUCUAUACUGGCCGCGAGGAACAACGCCGAGGCACAGUUUCGUCUUGGCCGAUGCUAUCGCGAUGGCAUCGGAGUCCCCAAGAAUCACCAAGAAGCAUUCUGCAACUUCCGAAAGGCUGCUGAGGCGGAGAACCUCACCGGCUGCUUCGAGGUUGGGAUGUGUUACCUCAAUGGCAUAUAUGUCGACAAGGACUCGGCCAGAUGUCUCAAAUGGCUUGUUCUCGCAGCCGAUGGUGGUCUGGCCUGUGCUCAGAAUGUCAUUGGCACACUCUACUUCGAUGGCAUCGGCAUCACCAGAGACAGCCAAGUCGCAUUUUCAUGGUUCAAGAAAGCCGCCGACCAAGGACAUGUCAGUGCACAGUACAACAUCGCCUGUGCAUACUACGAGGGUGAUGGUGUAGAGAAGGACUACCACAAAGCAUUCGAGUUCUUCUCCAAGGCAGCGAGUCAGUCGUUUGCCGAGGGUAUCUCGGGACUCGCAACAUGCUACCAUUUUGGCCGUGGUACCAGUCGCUCCAUUGCCAAGGCGUUCGAAUUGCACGUUCAAGCCGCCACACUUGGGUCAAAGUUCUCUUUCGAGGAGAUCAGCCUCAAAUACUUCAAAGACUUUGACGACAACCAAGUCAACGCCAUCAUCAACAACACCACAAAGGAACUCCCCUCGGCGAUGCGACACUUGGCUCGCCGCUAUUCCGAUGGUGUGGGUUUUGCCAGAAACCCUGAGGUGGCCAAGGAAUUGUACGCCAGAGGUGCUGAGCUCGCCUUGCGCCAGAUGGAAUGAGCGCCGUGGUGUUUGCUGCAAAC
Molecule: messenger RNA, 1338 nt
Organism: Polychytrium aggregatum
Lineage: Eukaryota; Fungi; Chytridiomycota; Chytridiomycetes; Polychytriales
Exons: 1
Coding region: 71-1315 (414 amino acids)
Molecular function (GO): protein binding
Source: RefSeq, a predicted model, not a curated record